Messenger RNA from Camelus dromedarius (Arabian camel), 1263 nucleotides. It is a transcript of the gene HOXA13, whose product is annotated as homeobox A13. Gene Ontology annotation, biological process: regulation of transcription by RNA polymerase II. Bases 1 to 1167 code for a protein of 388 amino acids. NCBI's taxonomy places the organism in Eukaryota, Metazoa, Chordata, Mammalia, Artiodactyla, Camelidae. Gene Ontology annotation, molecular function: DNA-binding transcription factor activity, RNA polymerase II-specific; RNA polymerase II cis-regulatory region sequence-specific DNA binding. The record is from RefSeq and is a predicted model, not a curated record. The transcript is spliced from 2 exons.
AUGACAGCCUCCGUGCUCCUCCACCCCCGCUGGAUCGAGCCCACCGUCAUGUUUCUCUACGACAACGGCGGCGGCCUGGUGGCCGACGAGCUCAACAAGAACAUGGAAGGGGCGGCGGCGGCGGCGGCGGCGGCGGCAGCGGCGGCAGCGGCCGGAGCCGGGGGCGGGGGCUUCCCCCACCCGGCGGCUGCGGCCGCGGGGGGCAACUUUUCUGUGGCGGCGGCGGCCGCGGCGGCCGCGGCGGCCGCGGCCAACCAGUGCCGCAACCUGAUGGCGCACCCGGCGCCUCUGGCCCCCGGUGCCGCGGCCGCCUACAGCAGUGCGCCCGGGGAGGCGCCCCCGUCGGCCGCCGCCGCCGCCGCCGCCGCCGCCGCCGCUGCAGCAGCGGCAGCCGCGGCUUCGUCCUCGGGAGGGCCUGGCCCGGCGGGCCCAGCGGGCGCUGAGGCCGCCAAGCAGUGCAGUCCCUGCUCAGCGGCGGCGCAGAGCUCGUCGGGGCCCGCAGCGCUGCCCUAUGGCUAUUUCGGCAGCGGCUACUACCCAUGCGCUCGCAUGGGCCCGCACCCCAACGCUAUCAAGUCGUGCGCGCAGCCCGCCUCGGCCGCCGCCGCCGCCGCCUUCGCGGACAAGUACAUGGACACCGCCGGGCCCGCAGCGGAGGAGUUCAGCUCCCGCGCUAAGGAGUUCGCCUUCUACCACCAGGGCUACGCGCCCGGGCCUUACCACCACCAUCAGCCCGUGCCUGGCUACCUGGAUAUGCCGGUGGUGCCGGGCCUCGGGGGCCCCGGCGAGUCGCGCCACGAGCCCCUGGGUCUUCCCAUGGAAAGCUACCAGCCCUGGGCGCUGCCCAAUGGUUGGAACGGCCAAAUGUACUGCCCCAAAGAGCAGGCGCAGCCUCCCCACCUCUGGAAGUCCACUCUGCCCGACGUGGUCUCUCAUCCCUCAGACGCCAGCUCCUACAGGCGAGGGAGAAAGAAGCGCGUCCCUUACACCAAGGUGCAAUUAAAAGAACUCGAACGGGAAUACGCUACAAACAAAUUCAUCACCAAGGACAAACGGAGGCGGAUAUCAGCCACUACGAAUCUCUCCGAGCGGCAGGUUACAAUCUGGUUCCAGAACAGGAGGGUCAAAGAGAAAAAAGUUAUCAACAAACUGAAGACCACUAGUUAAUGGAUUAAAAGUGGAGUUAGAGGGCAACUUGAAGAAAUGCUUCAGAACUCGUUGCUUUGCCCAGAUAAUGAUUAUAAUGCUAAUAAUAAUUGAAGA